CAAAAACAGCGGAGGAAAGGGAAGCGCGACAGAGUCGUGUACAUUCUGCGGAAUCAGGGGGAAAGGAACAGGGCAGGGUUUAAUUAAUUAACAGCUCCGAAGCUGUCAGUCAAGGGGAAUUGCUGCCGAGUCCAGCGAGGAGGGAGGCUAUGCAUCAGACUUGGUAGUUGCAAAGGUGCUUCUGGCCGCUCUUCUAACUAACUCUUAGACUUUGUCAACCUAGCUACCACUUUCCGCUGUUUUACGUAAAGAGGACGACACCCUUGCCUUUAUUCUUCGCUUUUUGCGCUUUCAAUCUUUUGCGCGCACACCACCAUUGCCCUGUACGUACGUAUGUGAACCAAGCCAAUUCAUGCGGCGUUGCUAAGGUACAUCUAGCAACUCGGCCACCCUGCACUCAACAAGAAAUGGCGGAAAGGUUUCUUCACGAUUACCCUGAACUGAAACCAUUCGUGCUGUCUGAUGUACGUUUGACUGGCGUCACAAUCGGCUUUGGGGCUCACGGGAGUGUGGAAGAAGUGGCUAUUCCUGGAGCUAUCUGCGCGGCUAAACGAGUCCAUGAUAUUUUCGUUAAAGGAGCAAAGAACCAAGACGCUGCUAUGCGCAAGGCCUCUAACCAGUUCAAGAGGGAAUGCCAGCUUAUGAGCACUCUACGUCACCCGAACAUCGUCCAGUUUCUCGGCGUCGUUUUCUUUCCCUUUCCUGAUUCGCGUCUACCUGCUCUUGUCAUGGAGCGGUUGCUGACCAACCUCCACGACUUACUAGUCCCAGAAACAGAUGCGUCAGUUCCAUCCGACGUGUCGAAGCCGUUCAUUCCCCUGGAUCUAAAGUGCUCUAUUCUGCACAACGUUGCGUGCGGGCUAGCCUAUCUUCACGGACGGUCGGAGCCUAUAAUUCACCGCAAUUUGUCGGCCAGAAAAGUCCUUCUAAAUUCGGGGAUGGUUGCCAAAAUUGCUGACUUGGGUGGGGCUCGUACUAUAACCGGCAUGAGGGAAGCAGCAGCAAUGACCAAGGGCCCCGGUGAUUCACUGUAUAUGCCACCUGAAGCCAAUGCCCCUUCCAGCUCUAAUGCUGAGAUGUCGAAAUAUGAUGCCAGCAUCGACAUAUUUUCCCUAGGCAUUCUCUCUAUUUUCACCAUUGGUGGAAACUUACCGUGCGAUCUUCUUCCGCCCAACUAUCCCGAUGAAAACAGUGGGUUGCUGGUUGCUCGCUCUGAAUUAGAGAGACGCAGCAAGUAUCUUCCGGAUGUCAAAAGUGAAAUACAUGCCUCUGGCCAACUUUGUGCAGACCAUUCCCUCAUGCGGCUGAUCCAGCAAUGCCUGCACAAUAUCCCUCAUAAACGUCCAACUAUUCACGAAGCACUAGGCUUACUGGAAGAGGCAAGAGCUGGUGUUGGAGAUGAAGGGAGCAAGAGAAACAAACUUGAACUACUGCAAGCAGUUCACAUUGAGUCCAAGCACCAGGAAUUUCAACAUGUAAUGGCAGAGAAUGCUGAUCUCCAGUGUAGCAUACAAAUGAAGGAAACAGAGCUCAGCAAGGUUCAGGAGCAAUUAAGAGAUAAGGAGGAAAAGCUGACCACCGUGUUAGGAGCAUUGACAAGAGCAGCAACAACAAUCAGGAGAGGGCAGGAGCAGAUACAGGACAUGAUGCAGCACGAGACUGAGGUUGUUCAGGCUAAGGACAGAGAACUAGCGCAAACUCAGCGGCAGUUAAGACAAAAGGAGGAAGAGCUCCUAAGAAAAGCAGAAGAGCUACAAAGAGCAGAGGAGGGUAUUAAGAAAGAGCAGCACCAGAUGCAUGAGAUGAGACAGCGAGUAUGUAUUGGCCACGUUGCAACUUAUUAUUAAUUUUUGUGACUGCAGGAGUUUGAGUUGGUACAAUCCUGGGAUAGGGCUCAACAGCAAAUGACACAAAUGACAGCAGUGGAAGAGAGGAUGAAGGUGGAGUUGCAGCAAGCUCAUGCACAAGUCAAUGAGCUGCAGCAGAGGGUGGAUGAGAUUGAGAAAACGAAAUAUGAUAAACGCUUGGUUCAGGAACAAGCCACUGCAGCCGAACGGCGAGGUCCUUCGUGGGAAGUUAAAGAAGAUGAGCUGGAAGUCACAGAUGAGACACUGGGGUGUGGAGGGUGGGCUUUAGUGAAAGUAGCAAAACUUAAAGUUGCUGCAAAGUGUCUCCACAACCAGCUGAUCUAUGACUACCAUCGAGAUUCGUUUAGACGUGAAAUGGACAUGGCAGCCCGACUCUGUCACCCCAACCUGUUGCGCUUUCUUGGAGCGAAACUAGAAGGAGACAUGACCAUUCUUACAGAGUUCAUGCCAAUUAGCCUGAGAGCUCUAAUUAAUGGGGAUCCACAGCAACCUCUUUCACUGCAACACAUCCUCUCAAUUACACUUGACGUAGCUCGUGCUCUUAACUACCUCCACAGCAUGACGCCUGAUCCCAUUAUCCACAGGGACCUCAGCAGCGCCAAUGUUCUUCUCCAGCCCUCUUCUAAUGGAGGAUGGCUUGCCAAGGUGGCAGACUACGGAACUGCCAAUUUUCAGAGCCUUCUAAAGACUCAGAAUCCCGGUUCCCCAGUUUACAAUGCCCCUGAGUCCCAUGACCCUGCAGCUCAGACACCCAAGAUGGACAUCUACAGCUUCGGAGUCCUACUAGUGGAGAUGUACACAGGACACCUCCCGACUGUCGAAUGCCGUGCCGAGCUGAUGAAGUCCAUGUAUCAUCCCGGACUGAUGAACCUCGCCAGGCAAUGUUUGAACGAAGACAAAGAUCGACGUCCAACAGCUGCUCAAGUGCUGGAACUUCUACAAGAUAUGCACUGAAGACAAGACAUGACUAGUUUUCUGCACCUUAGUUUUAACCCAUCUCAGCACCUUAGCCUCUAACUGCUAUAUAGCCUUAUCAUAAGUUAGUCGAAGUGUAUGUUCAACCUGUCCAAUUGCCUAACUGGCCCCCGUUUGCCCACCGGGCAUCCGGUUAUGCACUGGCCGUCCAGAUA
This is a messenger RNA of Geodia barretti, 2998 nucleotides long. NCBI's taxonomy places the organism in Eukaryota, Metazoa, Porifera, Demospongiae, Tetractinellida, Geodiidae. The record is from the annotation of a GenBank genome assembly.